Dendronephthya gigantea is the source of this 1260-nucleotide messenger RNA. Its product is annotated as 60S acidic ribosomal protein P0-like. Gene Ontology annotation, cellular component: cytosolic large ribosomal subunit. The coding region runs from base 201 to 1112 and encodes 303 amino acids. Gene Ontology annotation, molecular function: large ribosomal subunit rRNA binding; structural constituent of ribosome. The transcript has 7 exons. Lineage: Eukaryota; Metazoa; Cnidaria; Anthozoa; Malacalcyonacea; Nephtheidae. The record is from RefSeq and is a predicted model, not a curated record. Gene Ontology annotation, biological process: ribosomal large subunit assembly; cytoplasmic translation; ribosome biogenesis.
GACAACUUGUCUUGUCCUGCAAUCGUGAACAAUCAAAGUAAAAAGGUUUGUACCAAUUGGUACAAAAUAUUUUAGAGGGAAACAUGUUUUGUCUUGAUCUAAAGAGAUGAAGCAUUCGUGUAAAAUUUCUUCCUUUGUCAGGCUAGAGGCUUUUCUAAAAACCAAACCAGCGAUGGCCUUAGCAUCGACAAAAAUUACACAUGGAGUACCCUUUCUACAAAACCCAAUUACUGGACGAGUACCCAAAAGUAUUCAUUGUUAGUGCUGAUAAUGUUGGGUCGAAGCAAAUGCAACAGAUCCGUAUCUCGUUACGAGGCAAGGGUGAAUUGCUGAUGGGAAAGAACACGAUGAUGAGAAAAGCAAUCCGUGGGCAUCUUGAAAACAACCCUGACCUUGAGAAGCUACUACCUCACAUCAAAGAAAAUGUUGGUUUUGUAUUCACCAAAGAAGAUUUGAAAGUAGUUCGCGAUGUCAUCCGAGAGAACAGGGUGAACGCACCGGCCAAAGCUGGAGCAAUUGCUCCAAUUGAUGUCAAGGUGUCUCCAAUCAACACUGGCCUUGGACCAGAGAAAACAUCUUUCUUUCAAGCUUUGGCCAUUCCAACCAAAAUUACAAGGGGAAAGAUUGAAAUCUUGAGGGAAGUUCAUCUGAUCCAUAAAGAUGAGAAAGUUGGGGCAUCUGAAGCAACUUUACUCAAGAUGUUGAAUAUUUCUCCAUUCUCAUAUGGUUUGCAAGUACAACAGGUGUACGAGGCUGGAUGUGUUUAUUCACCAGAUGUUUUGGACAUCACUGAGGACGACAUUUUGUCCAAAUUCAUUCAGGGCAUUGCUAAUGUGGCAUGUGUGUCUUUGGCGAUUUGCCAUCCAACAGCGGCUUCUGUUCCUCACUCUGUUGCAAAUGGAUUCAAGAAUGUUAUUGCAGUUGCUUUGGAGACUGACAUCAUGUUCCCUGCAGUUGAACAGCUCAAGGCAUAUCUGAAAGAUCCAUCAGCUUUUGCACCCGCUCCCCCGGCAGCGUCUGCAGGCGGUAGUGAUGCUGCGGAUGAGACACCUGAGGAAACAGAAGAGGAAGAGGAAAGUGACGAUGAAAUUCCUAAUAUAUUUUGGGACUGAAACUUCAGCAAAACAAACUGCUUGUUAUCGUAUUGUCCUCAUAAUAUAUUUAGCGGCUGGUGUGUUUUCUUACAUACUGGAUACUGGAUAGCUCUAUCAGUUCUAAACUGUUCUUCUUAGAUAUAUGUCCAGUAAGAAUCAUCUCUUA